UGAAGAAAGGAAGAGCUUUCUUGAGCUAGAGCUGACUUCCCAUUUGCAGAGGAAAAUUGCAAAUGUGCAAAGUGUGAAUGAGGAACCAACGGCACAUGGUCACAAAGAGAGACUCAACCUAGAGAGGGUAAGAAGAAAAGCUACAUCAGGAAGUUCUGCUUCAGACGUGCCCACUCAGCACCAUGAUGUCUGGAAAGGGUAAAGGUGCUGCUGAAGGUAGUGCUGAUUCCUACAUUUCAUGCCACAUAGACUCUGAGUUUCGCUACAACCUCUUCACUGUUUUCUACAGCAUCAUUUUCAUUCUGGGCUUUGUUGCCAACUGCUAUGUGCUCUGGAUUUUCAGCCGUAUUUACCCAACCAAAAAACUCAAUGAAAUCAAGAUAUUCAUGGUGAACCUGACAGUAGCUGACCUGCUCUUCUUGGUUACGAUGCCAAUGUGGAUUGUUUACUAUCACCACCAUGGAGACUGGAUCAUGCCUGAGUUCCUCUGUAAUGUGGCUGGCUGUUUAUUUUUUGUUAACACCUACUCUUCUGUUGCCUUUCUGACGGUCAUCACAUACAACCGUUACCAAGCUGUGACUAAUCCCAUUAAAGCUGCUCAGUUUACCACCCAGAGAAGGGGUAUCUACUUAUCAGCAGCUAUCUGGAUCAUAAUAGUGGGCAGCUCUUUGUAUUACCUUUUUGACAAUAAUACUAAUCAGGAGGAGAUUGAUUCGAAGAAUUUCACACGGUGCUUUGAGCGCUAUAACUCUUCUAGCAGUGUUUCAGCUGUUCUCGCCAUUCAUGUCAUCAUCUGCAUCCUCUUCUAUAUAAUUUUCCUUUUUAUACUAGGCUGGAACAUCAUCAUUAUCAGGACACUGUUCUCCAAAUCAGUGCAGCCACGGAAGAGUGCUCAUGUCAAGCAAAGGGCACUCUGGAUGGUUUGCACAGUGCUGGCUGUGUUCAUCAUAAGCUUUGUACCUCAUCACAUAGUGCACCUGCCCUGGACCCUGACUGUUCUGGAGCAGUGGAAGAAGGAAAACUGUCAGUUGCGCCAACAACUCAACGAUGCUCAUCAGGUGACUUUGUGCCUCUUGAGUAUGAACUGUGUGUUGGACCCUAUCAUCUACUGCUUCCUCACCAAGAAGUUCCAAAAACAUCUUUCAGAAAACCUAAAAAGCAUGAAAGGGAGUCGCAAGUGCUCCAGGCAAACCACUGACACAGUGAUUGAGGGCACCAUUCACCAAGAGGAUGCCAUUAGGAUCUAGUUCAGCCCUGUUCUGACUGCAGAUUGAGAUGCGUGAAUUAGUCACCCAUCUUUUCUCAAGAAGAGGCACUGAGGCACACAACAGAGGACCAAGAUAUUACAGUUCCUUUUUUCUAUUAGACAGAAGAAUGGACACUCAUUUUUUCUAUCACAUGCAACUGGCAGAACAGGAACCUGCAGUAAUCUGGCAGAAAAACACCUUCUGUCUGGGCUGAUGUUCUCAUGGGCACUAAGAACAGCUCAGACGAUCUGCUUUUACAUGAAAGAAAUGUGUCACUGAGUCUCUGCAGUGCGCAGCUAGAAGCAAAGUGCACUGAAAUUAUCCAUUGUGUCAGCCCAGACAGCACCAUCCGUGGUCCUUUGCCUGCCCAGCUCCCACGAAGAAUCCAGUAUCACAGCUGUAAGAGACUUCUAAAAGACCUGGAAGAACAGACUGAGAUGCUAGUAUCAUCAAGUGACUUUUCUAAACAGUUUGCGUGGUUCUGUGAAGAGAGUCUGAGCUGAAGAAGCUCUUGAGUGGCUAGAAGGGACGUAAUCCAAGGAGUUCCUCAAAUGCCAUCCAAGAAGACAUCUGCGCCUCUGAUCCCUUCUUACCUACUCGCAUGGUCUGCCAGGGUCCAUACUCAACAGAUGUCUGGGUGUAGCUAUUAUAAACUUUUGCCUUUGCUCCCAGCUCUUGAAUCAGUCAAGUAACUGGACUAGUAGGCAAGAAAAUGAAGACAAAUUGGCAGUGCCUCAGUCCCCGUCCCCAGAUCAGCAUUAUGUCCAAAGGGGACUAUUGUCUGCCCUGACUUCUUUUAUGAUAGCAGAACUGGCAAACCAGCAGCCUCUUGCACUCAGUUUAGUAAUUCUUGGCUGACUGCAUGUGUCUGUGGAAAUCCAAUCUCACUUUGGAGGCUCCAGAUAACAGAAGAUUAUUGUCAGCAUGGGCAUUAUGAUAAGAAGAAAAAAAGCUUAAAACGCUUCAGUAUCUUUGUUCUUAUUUAUUUAAGUUAGGGUUGUAGCAAGCAACUGUACGUUAUUCCUUCCCCCAGCCUUUCUAUUUCUGCUAUGAAGAAAUUAAGCUGACUACUUCUUGAUAUCCUACCACAAGUGAAGUAUUAGGUCAGGUCAUGGCUACUUUCUGAGCAAAGCAGUGCUGCACAGUGAUACAGUACACUUGACAGACAUGUAAUUCAUGUACUCCCACGAGCCUGGAGACUCCUCACUCAGGGCUGGCUGCAGUCAGUUGGAGCCCAGGGCAAAGUGCUUUUCCAGGGGUGCUGAGUUCUGUUACCAAUCACGAGACACUCAAGGUUCCUUUUCUGACCCAAAUUGCUUAAUCCAGCACAGGAAAUUGGGCAGGGAAGGGAACUUACUUGUUUUCACAACAGUUUUUGGUUCCCUAAACUACAUAGGAGUGUCUGGUUGAUGACAGAAUAAGUGUAUCAUCUGACCUGUGACACCAAUUCUUCAUGUGCAAGGACAGCAGCCUUCCUACACCCACCAGAGAAUGUAAAAGAUAAGCUCAAGUCUUUCCAAAGAUAGGACCAAUGUCUGUAUCAGACUUUGCCUACAUUCAGUGGAGAUAUGGGUCCUUCAGCUUUUAUGUUUACUUGUGUGAAUGAGCAAAAGAACUAAGACAUUUCUUUUUCUGAUGCCAUCUGCCAGGGCCAGCCAUGCACUCCAGGCCCAGAGCCAGGCAAAGGAAAGAAUCUGAUCACAACGUGAAUGCAUUUCCCUCCUGGUCCUGGAUUCUGCUCUAGUAAUGGCCACCCAUAAAGAACAGCUGCUGGCACCUCUUAGCAGAGAGAUAAUUCCCUGACUAUGUCCCUCAGCCAUGUCCAAAGCCUUGCCCUGAAUCUGCAGUCAUCCAAGCCACAGCACACAGCAAGGGGGGCGAUUUCUGUAAUUUAAAAGCCUAAAUCCCGCUUGCUGGAGGAAUCUGCCUUUGUAUUGCUGCCCUCCCCAGAUGGCACGUUCUGGCCAAGGAGCUCCUGCAGCUGGCAGGUGGGGUGGAGCUUUCCUCUUUUCCCCUUGCCACCCAAUGGGUUAGCAGAGCUCUCUUGCUUCACAGCCCCUAAAGCACCGAACAGAUGAAGUCUGGCAACUCUUAGAGGAAAUGAAAAGAGAUUUUAUGUGGAGAUCUGGUAAAUGUGUGAUCUUCUUCUACUGAUUCCCGGAAAGCUUGCAACAGAAUUUACAGUUUAGGCUACCUACUGUGGGUAAAUAACAUGCUUUACUCCACAGAAAACAGCUGUAAGGCCAGUGUGGGCUCAAAGAACAAAUGUAAACGUGCAUCUAAGGAAAAGGGUAAGCAGAAGAAAAAGCCCAAAGGAUGCUUCAGGAGGAUACGUUGCAGUAAUUAAGUCAGUAACAAUGCAUUUCUAAAAACCAGUCUGAGCUUUUACUUCUGUUCCUGGAAUUACUUUCUCAGUUUUACCGCAAUGUUGCAUUACCCUGCUUUACUUUGCAAUAAAAUGGAUCCUCAAAAGUUCUUUUAAAUAAAGCAUGUUCCCCAA
Messenger RNA from Harpia harpyja (harpy eagle), 3747 nucleotides. RefSeq names its product platelet activating factor receptor (gene PTAFR). Bases 183 to 1247 code for a protein of 354 amino acids. Gene Ontology annotation, biological process: G protein-coupled receptor signaling pathway; chemotaxis. Lineage: Eukaryota; Metazoa; Chordata; Aves; Accipitriformes; Accipitridae. The record is from RefSeq and is a predicted model, not a curated record. The transcript is spliced from 2 exons. Gene Ontology annotation, cellular component: membrane. Gene Ontology annotation, molecular function: G protein-coupled purinergic nucleotide receptor activity; platelet activating factor receptor activity.